AUGAUCAAACAACUAAAUGCAGAAGACCUCUAUGUUGUCUAUGGCAGUGAUCUCUCUGAUUCUGAUGAUAUUCUUUAUGAAAUCUCUAGUCAAUCUUCAGAAUCCAGUGACAGCGAUGAAGAUGUCUGUAUGAUACAGUUUAAUUCUCCGCAACCUGACGAAACCUCUAACAUUAAAUUAAGUAGUGUUACUGGUGAAGAAGUCCAGUUUACGAACGAACAACUCAUUCAGUUUGCUAAACUUCAAAAGCUAAAGAAAGAAGAAGUCUACAAAACUUCCAAGUUCUUUAUCUUUUCAAAAAGGAUCCUUGAACAAUUCAGCGGUGAUACCACUAUCGAUUACACCUCCAGUGGCAGAUGUGGAUUCAAUAUUCUCAACAAUGACAAAAUUACGAGAUGGAAACAACAGAAUCCUCUCGCACGAUAUAUUCAUAUCGGAAUGGUUCAGAUCAAGAUUACUUCUCUAUUUCGCAAAGGAACUGAUCAACCAGUCCUUACCCUUGUUAUGGAUAAUAGAUUCCAUAAUCCUGUUGAUGCCCUCAUCGGCGGCGUUCAAUCCAAUCUUGUCAACAAUGUAAUUUGGUUUAAAAUCAAGCCAAAUUAUUUUGUCUCCCUUUCAGAUCCAAACAUUGAGAAAGUCCUUCAAGUUAAACUUUAA
Molecule: messenger RNA, 657 nt
Organism: Cornus florida
Lineage: Eukaryota; Viridiplantae; Streptophyta; Magnoliopsida; Cornales; Cornaceae
Exons: 1
Coding region: 1-657 (218 amino acids)
Source: RefSeq, a predicted model, not a curated record